AUGAAUAUCUCAACUAAAAGAAAGGACUUCAUGAUAGUAAAUAUGGGGCCUCACCACCCAUCAAUGCACGGUGUUCUUAGACUUAUUGUUACUCUAGAUGGUGAGGAUGUUAUUGAUUGUGAACCGAUAUUGGGUUAUUUACACAGAGGAAUGGAAAAAAUAGCGGAAAACCGAACAAUUAUACAAUAUCUGCCUUAUGUAACACGUUGGGACUAUUUAGCUACUAUGUUCACAGAAGCAAUAACUGUAAAUGGACCAGAACAGUUGGGAAAUAUUCAAGUACCUAAAAGAGCCAGCUAUAUCCGAGUAAUAAUGUUGGAGUUAAGCCGUAUAGCUUCUCACCUACUAUGGCUAGGACCUUUUAUGGCAGAUAUUGGUGCACAAACACCUUUUUUCUAUAUUUUCAGAGAAAGAGAAUUCAUAUAUGAUCUAUUUGAAGCUGCCACAGGUAUGAGAAUGAUGCAUAAUUUUUUUCGUAUCGGAGGGGUAGCGACUGAUCUACCUUAUGGUUGGAUAGAUAAAUGUUCUGAUUUCUGCGAUUAUUUUUUAACAAGUAUUGCUGAAUAUCAAAAACUUAUUACGCGAAAUCCUAUUUUUUUAGAACGGGUUGAGGGCGUCGGUGUAGUUGAUGUAAAAGAAGUUAUUAAUUGGGGUUUAUCAGGACCGAUGCUUCGGGCUUCCGGAAUACAAUGGGAUCUACGUAAAGUGGAUAAUUAUGAAUGUUACGAAGAAUUUCAUUGGGAAGUUCAAUGGCAAAAAGAAGGAGAUUCAUUAGCUCGUUAUUUAGUUCGAAUUGGUGAAAUGAUAGAAUCCAUAAAAAUUAUUCAACAGGCUUUGGAAGGACUUCCCGGCGGGCCAUAUGAAAAUUUAGAAAUCCGCUGCUUUGAUAGAGAAAAAGAGCCAGAAUGGAAUGAGUUUGAGUAUCGAUUUAUUAGUAAAAAAUCGUCCCCGAGUUUUGAAUUGCCAAAACAAGAACUUUAUGUAAGAAUUGAAGCCCCCAAGGGAGAAUUAGGGAUUUUUCUAAUAGGGGAUCAAAAUGGUUUUCCUUGGAGAUGGAAAAUUCAUCCGCCCGGUUUUAUAAAUUUGCAAAUUCUUCCUCAAUUAGUUAAAAGAAUGAAAUUGGCCGAUAUUAUGACAAUACUAGGUAGCAUAGAUAUUAUUAUGGGAGAAGUUGAUCGUUGA
Messenger RNA from Vigna angularis (adzuki bean), 1182 nucleotides. Lineage: Eukaryota; Viridiplantae; Streptophyta; Magnoliopsida; Fabales; Fabaceae. The record is from the annotation of a RefSeq genome assembly.